AUUUUUGCAAUUAUGUUUAAUCUAUUAAAUUCAUCGUUACAUAACACAUAUGGUGUUACCAGAAUUGGUUAACAAUCGUUAAAAAAUCAUAAAAAGAUAAGAAUGUGUUAAUUAAUCGCAAUAAUGCAAUUAAAUAACGAAAAAAUGACGGCUUAUUAGUGAAAUAACACCGAUAAUAUUUGUAUACCAAGAAUAAUUAUAUCUGCUGUGAAAUCUAGGUCAAAAUUUGGGUGUCAUUACAACGUAUUAGUCUUAGUUAUUGUUCUUAUUUCGUUUGAAAGGGAUUCCGACAUUGGCUUCUUUUGGUAAUUCUCAAGUAUAAAAAGCUUUGAUCAAUUUAGUAUGGUCACAGUCAUUAAAUAGACAGUUAAUUCAUUAGUUGAUAUUAUGUACUCCAAAAUCUUAUCAGUACUGGCCCUCGCUGCCCUAACCCAGGCAGGUGUUUUGGACUAUGGUCAUGCCAGUUCAUAUUCUUCAUCUCAUAUAGCAGCCCCAGUUGUAUCCCAUGGAUAUCAUGCCCCAACCUACGCCAAAGAAGCCCAUCAUGAAGACUACUAUGCCCACCCCAAAUACGAAUUCAACUAUGGAGUUCAAGAUGGCCACACUGGUGAUCACAAAUCCCAACACGAAACCCGUGAUGGAGACGUAGUCAAGGGAUACUAUACCGUUGCCGAGGCCGAUGGUACCCUCAGAACUGUUCACUACACCGCAGAUGACCACAACGGUUUCAAUGCUGUUGUAGAAAACUCUGGACACCCUACACACUCAGCACCAGCUCAUGGUCCCGCUCAUCACGCUGCCCCAGCUUACUACCAUCAUUAAUGUUGACUGAUUGUUGUUUAAAUUAUUUAUUUAUUGUUGUGAAAAUGUGCGUUGAUUAGGUAAAUAUAGUAUUGUAA
Molecule: messenger RNA, 899 nt
Organism: Psylliodes chrysocephalus
Lineage: Eukaryota; Metazoa; Arthropoda; Insecta; Coleoptera; Chrysomelidae
Source: the annotation of a GenBank genome assembly